Molecule: messenger RNA, 584 nt
Organism: Meloidogyne enterolobii
Lineage: Eukaryota; Metazoa; Nematoda; Chromadorea; Rhabditida; Meloidogynidae
Source: the annotation of a GenBank genome assembly
UUCGCCCCGAAUCCUAACUCUCCAAUACCGCCACAUGUGCAAAGAAGGAUUAUGCGCUUUUGCAGUAGAAAUCCGAAUCAUCCCAAAUGCCAAGGCCACCCAGAAUGGAUACUUCCUCAAAAUUCUAUCCCAGCUGCUCCAAAUGUCGGGAAUGCUUUCGACUUGAAUUCAAUUUUCCCCAAUCUUGUCAAUUUCCACUUAACUCCAGUCCCUCAAUUACCGCUUCAGAAUCUUUUGAAUGGAGGUAUGAAUUAUUUUGAAUGAGUAUUCGAAUAAAAUAUGAUAUUCAAGUUCCCAAUAUUCUACAGCAGGUUGUUGUCCCGUUAGUUGGGCAAAUUACAGCAAUUGCAAAACAGGCAAUAUUGGUAAAUAUUUGAUGUAUUAUUAGGUUAUUUUGAGGGUAAGAACAUCUCUUAAGGUCCAUCUAAUAGAUUUGAGGAACAGAUGGAAGUAGGGAUCUAAAAUGUCGAGGAGAGGCAUAGGGGAUGUUUCAGAUUGUUUCAGGUUUUCAGUGUGCUUCAGGAAGAGGGAGUGAUGUGCUUUAGGAGGUUUCAGUGAGAGGGAGCGGGUUUCAGGGUUUCCGG